AUCCCAAACAUCCAGCCAAAAGAAUACAGAUCACGUUCAAAGUCACCUACACUGCAACCCAACUUUAAGUUUCCCUGAGAAAAGUAUUCACUAUUCCUCCACUGGAUGGGAUUGACUUGGAGCCGCAUAUAUUUUACUCCCACUGAAAACAAAGUGCUUUAUCUUGUUCACUUUCUCCGUGGAAAAGUUCUUCGAGGUUGUACUCCGUGUAAACCAUUCCCCGAUACUAUCCGCCACAACUCUUGGAUACGAUGAACUCUCGCCGGCAGAGGCGUCGCCAUUUGGACAAAAGGGCUCCUUGGUAUUAGGGAAGUUGCUAAACAACGCGGCUCCGUUGCUUAUGUGGUGUCUGUGGUGGUAGAUAAAUAAUUUCAAGGAUUCUUUUUUCACUAAUUUUUGCCGUGAUACCCUCCCCCUCCCUUCCUGUGUUGAUAUUGGUCAAUGUCCAGAGGCGCCAGUGUGAAGAAAAGUUUGUUCCACCGUCGACUCUCCCUUCCAGACCCAGCGGCCGAUUCCGGGACGAGGCAGGCGCCUUCUUGCCCGAGAGCAGGCGAGAACCCCGAGAGUUCCGAGACCAGAGUCCGCAAUUCUGAAGAGCCGGCGGUUUAUAAACAGAGCGGAGCAAAUCAGGAGCGGAAGUUGGUGAGAUAGAAACUGAAAUUCGCCGUUUGCAGAAGAAUAUGUCUGAAUGUGAAGAUGACCCUGCAGUGUUUACUUGUGAUACCUUGCCCUCUGACCUUCGAUUCAUGGCAACAGUUGCCAAUGGAUACAUUGGUACUAGAAUAUACAGUGACGUAAUGCACAUUAAUGGGGUAUAUAAUGGUGAAGGAGGUGACUGUUGUCGGGCAGAUGUACCAUCUACUGUUAAUAUCAAACUGACUGUACCUGAUGAGAACACUGCAAAGAAGACCUUCACGUUAAACACCAGGACAGGUACAUUUUACAGUACUACAGAGACAAGGGAUUUUAUGGUGACCCAGCAGAUAUUUGCCCAUCGCAGUCAGGUCCACCUCAUGGCUCUCACCAUAACUUUGGAACGGAUUACCGUUUCCAAGGAACAGUUCACAGUGGAGAUAAAGUCAAUGUUUGUUCCCCAAAGCCAGAAUAUUGAUUUUAGAAGAGGACCAGACUUCAUGGAAGCAAUGUACAUCCAUGGAGAAACAAUUACCCCAGAGGUCAGAGGUGCUGCAAGGCAAAGUGUUCAUAUGAUCUUGAUGCCACUUCCGGAGUCCCUGACGCUGCUGCCUACCGAGCAGAGUAGGCCUUGGGUAUUCCUGACUGCAGUAGCUGACACGGAAGAGCGAGUUAAGGAGUGCUUUGUGAAAGGACAGACCCUGGUGCAGUCAAAUCAACUUUACUCGUCACAUGUGUUAGCUUGGACCACGUUGUGGAGGCAGAGCUGCAUCAGUUUGAGAGGAUGUGGAAGGCUAAACCGGGUGCUGCAUGGAUGCCUGUACUACGUGCUGAGUGCCCUCCCCCCAGAGAAACCUACAGACUUUCAGUACAUUGGUCUAAGUCCUGGGGGUCUCUCCAAUGGGGGGAAAGGAGAAGACUACUUUGGGCACAUCUUCUGGGAUCAGGAAAUAUGGUUGUACCCUAUCGUGCUUCUAUUCUACCCAGAAUUAGCUGCUACCCUUCUGAAGAACCGAAUUCGAACACUCCCUGCUGCCAAGUCCAUUGCAGCCCAACAAGGUUUCUUGGGUGCCAAAUACCCAUGGGAAAGUGCCUUGACUGGAUUUGAGGUCUGUAACGAAGAUAUUUAUGGAUUGAAAGAAAUUCACAUCAACAGUGACAUCUGCUUUGCAUUUCAACAGUAUUUUUAUCUCACCCAGGACCUGGAGUUUUUUCAGAAGGAAGGGGGUUGGGAUGUGGUACGCAGCAUUGCUGAAUUUUGGCACAGCCGAGUGACUUGGAACCCUUCUGAGAUGUGCUACGAAAUUAAAGGAGUGAUGCCACCUGAUGAAUAUCAAUCAGACGUUAACAAUUCUGCCUUCACUGCUGUGGGUGCCAAGUACAGCUUACUUUUCGCUACAGAGUUGGCGUCCAAGCUACAGAUCGAAGUUCCAUCAGAAUGGAUGGAAAUAGCUGGGAAAAUCAAAGUGCCUUUUGACCAUGAGAAGCAAUAUCAUCCUGAGUUUGAUGGAUAUAAAUCAGGGGAUGUUGUGAAACAGGCAGAUGUUGUGUUGCUAGGUUACCCACUCAUGUAUCCAAUGAGUCCUCAGGUGCGGAAGAAUGACCUGGUAAUAUAUGAAGCUGUGACGGAUCCUGAGGGACCAGCCAUGACCUGGAGCAUGUUUGCAGUUGGAUGGUUGGAGCUGAAGAAUGCUACCCAAGCUCGGCAGCAACUGAACAAGUGCUAUAGCAAUAUUCAGGAACCAUUCAAGAUUUGGAGUGAAAAUGCAGAUGGGUCAGGAGCUGUGAAUUUCUUAACAGGAAUGGGUGGCUUUUUACAGACUGUACUAUUUGGCUACACAGGAUUCAGAAUUACAAAGAAUUGUUUGCUCUUUGAUCCCAUUAUCCCAGAGGAUAUUGAUGAAUUACAGAUUACUGGAAUUAAUUACCUUGGAAAUAUACUGCAACUUAAACUUUCAAAGGAACAGGCCACCAUUGUUUUGAUGAGAUGUGAAAUUCGGUACAUGGCCUUGGAGAUUGUUCUACAGGAUUCAGGAAGGAUUUUUGUUUUAAACAGAGAUCAACCUGUGUCUUUUCUUCUGGAACCUGGGAAGAUUCAAACUAGGUGUAAUACUGAUUCUUCUGAAAUGUGUACAAAAUUAUAGCUUGUUAUUGAACACUGUUUAUCACCUGCAAAAUGCAGGUUCUGGCAUUUUUUUUAAAUGAAAAUUUGAGAGACAUUGCAUGCCACCGGGAUUGUAAACUUUAUAGUGAAUUCUUAAUUUCUUUCUUCUGCCUUUCUACACCAAAGAUGUGGAUUCUUGUUGAGGUAUGAUUUCACUAAAGUGCAGAGUUAUCGAAUAUUCAACUGUUAUGUUUUUAUAUAUAAGCCUAGACUGUGAGGAAUAUUACAUUAGAUGAACCUGAAGGUGUGUUUGCAUGGAUAUUUCUGAGUGGAGUCAUUGUAUUUGGGUGAAGAGUGGGAACUCUGACCGAUUCCCUUCACUCCACUCCCAGCUUCUUUUUAAGCUCAGAGUUAUUUGCAGACUGAGUCUGCAAGCUUUUUACUUCAAGUGUAUGUGAGUACUCCCCAACAUAUCACAUAUUUUAUCGACAAUUGUGAUCCAUUCAUAAAUGCAACUUAAUCCUAAUCUCUAUGAAUUACUCAAACACAAAACUAUCUUUAAAAUUCAGUAUAAAUUGUUUCAAUAAAUGAUGCCUGUUGACUCUUAUAUUCUGUGUUUUCAUUUUUAACCAAUAUUUUUUGCUUUAAACUGUAUUCUCCCCACAAAAUGUAAUCUCAUAUCUUGGCAUAUCUCAUCACAAAAUGCAACCUUAUGUCUUGGCAUAUCUCACACUUUACUAUUACUAGUAGGCUAGGGGCCUGUUCCUGAUUCAGUGAAAUGUGCAGAAGGGUAUGCUAAGCAUCAUUAGAUGUACUGAAAAGUGAUGUACUAAUCUGGGAGUAUAGGCUGAAUGUCACUAGGCCUUACUGAAAAGUGCCGUGCCAGUCUAGUACAGUGUGCUGAAUAUCACUAGGCCUUACUGGAAACUGAGGUACAAAUCCAGACAUCCCACCUCUUCCAGAAGUUCCGUGAGUCUCCCACAUGUUGUUAGUGGCUCUCUGACGCCCGCAAAUUAUAUACAAUAUCCCGGAAAUCGAUUCUUUUGAGAGCGAGUGACAGAUGUAGCGAGAGAGUGACAGAGAGAUCAUCCUGAUUGGUCUCUCUUUGUGCUAAGUAGUCCUAUCAGUUUUCUCUGUGGGCCGGCUUUACAGUCGACCUCUCGCUCUCUCUUUCAUUGUCCAUCAUUUCCGUUUAGUGUCCUGCAGCGCCAUGGCUGAGUGUUCCAAAAAAAACGAAAAUAUAAAACGUACUUCACCCCAGACUACACUAAAGUGUACCCCUGCCUAAUAGGGGUCAAAAAUAAUGACAAUGUUGCUCGCUGCACUGUUUGCACCAGUGAUUUUUCUAUUGACCAUGGUGGGUUAGGAGUGCAAAAGACAUGUUGA
Molecule: messenger RNA, 4123 nt
Organism: Mobula hypostoma (lesser devil ray)
Lineage: Eukaryota; Metazoa; Chordata; Chondrichthyes; Myliobatiformes; Myliobatidae
Gene: pgghg
Product: protein-glucosylgalactosylhydroxylysine glucosidase
Exons: 14
Coding region: 681-2777 (698 amino acids)
Biological process (GO): carbohydrate metabolic process
Cellular component (GO): cytosol
Molecular function (GO): protein-glucosylgalactosylhydroxylysine glucosidase activity; carbohydrate binding
Source: RefSeq, a predicted model, not a curated record